AUGAAAGAAUCGAGAGACGGAGAUGAAGAUAGGAGCGAACACCGAAGUAAAAUUGAUUCUUUUAUGAUCGAUAAAUGCGCUUGACUUUUUCCAACUUACUUUCUUUCUCUCCUUCUUCUUCUUCUUCUUCUUCUUCUUCUGUGGAAACAGGAUUUCUUAUCGAAUUUCGCCGCUCAUUCUCGUUCAUUUGUCAGGCGAUAGUGAAAUAAAAUGAUAUGUUCAUCACCGUGAUUCCUUUAAUAUUUCUAUCAAUUAGUCGAAUACUUCGGUAAUCGGACAACGUUUCGACGCGAUUUUUUUUCUACAUUUACAUACCAUGUUGCUCGUUCACAUUGAAAUUUUGCUGUUAACUUUUUGCUGUUUCAGUGCUAUCUUUAAGAAAUACUCAGGAAGAGGAACCACCUGACCCGCAGCUAAUGAGGUUGGACAAUAUGUUGAUCGCGGAAGGUGUCGCAGGCCCUGAAAAGGGCGGCGGAGCGGGAGCUGCGGCCUCUGCUGCGGCAGCGGCAGCGGCGGGUGGACCACCUGGACAACCUGACAACGCCAUCGAACACUCGGAUUAUAGAGCCAAGCUUGCCCAAAUUAGACAGAUUUAUCAUCAGGAAUUGGAGAAAUACGAACAGGUCCGUAAAUGGUGUCGUCAUCCCUUUACCCACGCGGAAAUUUCUAGCGUGUAACGAGUUCACGACCCACGUAAUGAAUUUAUUGAGGGAACAAAGUCGUACCAGGCCAAUCACGCCAAAGGAGAUUGAAAGGAUGGUUCAGAUUAUUCACAAGAAAUUCUCCAGCAUUCAGAUGCAGCUUAAACAAUCGACUUGCGAGGCAGUGAUGAUUCUGAGGAGUCGAUUCCUCGAUGCAAGGCGAGUUUGUAUAAAUAAAAAUAAACAUUGCCUGUUUUGUAUUUUUUAUUAUUUUCUUUCUAAUGGGCGUAAGAGACGGAAUUUCAGCAAACAAGCCUCCGAAAUUCUGAACGAAUAUUUUUAUUCGCACCUUAGUAAUCCGUAUCCGAGCGAAGAGGCGAAGGAAGAACUCGCACGAAAGUGUGGAAUCACCGUGAGUCAGUGAGGCGGAAGAACUUAAAAGACGCACCCUCGAAUUUUGUAUGCACCGCGAUUGUUUCUACAGCAGCUUUUGCAGGAGCGUCGCCGUACAGUAUGGGUGGUGCUAGCCAAGGCACCCCGACGCCUAUGAUGUCGCCGGCGCCGCCCGGUGGGCCCCAAGACAUGGCCGGAUAUGGAAUGGGCAUAAAUGGUAGCGACUAUGGUUCGCAACCGUACAACGACGGCUCCAUGGGUUACGACCCUAUGCACCAGGUAACCAUCACUUUCCCAACAUGA
Messenger RNA from Heterotrigona itama, 1337 nucleotides. The record is from the annotation of a GenBank genome assembly. NCBI's taxonomy places the organism in Eukaryota, Metazoa, Arthropoda, Insecta, Hymenoptera, Apidae.